AUGGACCAUAAACCCUUUUUGGACCCUAAACCCUUCUUGGACCCUAAACCCUUCUUGGACCCUAAGCCCUUUUUGGAUCUAAACCCUUCUUGGACCCUAAAUCCUUCCUGGACCCUAAUUUCUUUUUGUAGCUACCCUAAACCUUUUUUGGACCCCAAACCCUUCUAUGACGUUAAACCUUUUUUCGACCCAAAACCCUUCUUGGACCCUAAACCUAUUUUGAACCCUAAACCCUUCCUGGACCCUAAACCCUCCUUGGACCUAAACCCUCCUUGGACCCUAAACCCUUCUUGGACACCAAACAGUCCGUGGGAUCAGAGUCAUUCCAGGUCCGUAAGAUCUGAGUCAUUCCAGGACCUGGCGGUGAUGUCCCGCGACGCAGACCACAGCGCGACGUUCGUGUGUCAGCGCUACGCAGGCUCGGCAGUCUGCGCCUUCGUCGCGCUCUUUGCCUUCAUGAGCCCCAUCCUGAUGGUGCUGGUGCCCCGACUGCCGGCGCUUCAGCUGAAGCGUGAUCAGCUUCAAUGUGACGCUGAGUGUGAUGGUCUUCUCAUCAGCUUCUCGUUCAAGCUUCUCAUUCUCCUCAUCGCCUCGUGGGCUGUCUUUUUCAGGCAGCCUAAGGCCACGAUGCCACGUAUCUUCAUCUACCGCGCACUCAUCUCGCUCCUCGUGUUCGUCUUCACAUUCUCCUACUGGCUGUUCUACGUCGUCAGGGUCAUGGAGGAUCUGGAACAGGUGCAGUACCGCAGUGUGGUGCAGUUCUCACUAAGUCUCGUGAUGUUACAGGUGCAGUACCGCAGUGUGGUGCAGUUCUCACUAAGUCUCGUAGAUGCUCUUCUCUUCAUUCAAUACUUAGCAGUUGUGCUGCUGGAGCUUCGUCAUCUCUCGCCUCAAUAUUGCAUCAAAGUUCUACGCUCACCGGAUGGGCAUAGCUGUUGGUACAACAUCGGGCAACUAAGCGUACAGCGAGCGGCCGCCUGGGUGCUGGAGAGAUACUACCAAGACUUCCCCAUCUACAAUCCCUACCUCGACCGCAUCCCCAUGAGGAAGAAGUCCAAUAACGCGAACUCUUCUUCAUUUAAAUACUACGAUGUUGAUGGUUCAGUGACCGGGGCUGAGGGCCAGACGCGCGCGAUGCUCACAGCCAACGCGCGUCGGCGCGACUCUGCGCACAACGAGCGCUUCUACGAGGAGCACGAGUACGAGCGCCGCGUCAGGAAGCGACGCGCACGACUGCUUACCGCCGCCGAGGAGGCCUUCACGCACAUCAAGCGCAUGCACGAGGAACAUGGUCCUUCUGCACCCAUGAACCCCCAGGAAGCAGCGCAGUCCAUAUUCCCAGGUCUAGCUCGAGCUCUUCAGAAGUACCUGAGAGUGACGCGCCAACAGCCGCGCCACAGCAUGGAUGCCAUCCUCAGCCACCUGGCCCUCUGCCUCCAGCAUGACAUGAGUCCUAGGGCCUUCCUGGAGAAGUAUCUACAGCCUACGCCCAUACUGCAGAACGACCAAGAGCAUCGGGGCGUUCAGUCGUGGGGGUUGGUGUGCGAGCAGCUGUUGUCCCGACCCAUCAAAGCAGGCACGGUCUUCCAGCUCCGACAGAACGACGUGUCGUUGCUGUGUUGUGUGCAGCCCUUGCCACACUACAAUAUUAGUGAAGAAAUUAUCCAUCCCAAGAGCAACAAGUUCGUCCUCAGACUUAACUCUGAAACCAGUGUCUAGAGCGAAGUGAAUAUUAAGGAACAUUUUUGCCCCUGUGACUAGAACGAAAUGAAUAUUAAGGUGAAAAUUUUUGCCUCAGUGUAUAAAGCGAAAUGAACAUUAAAGCGGAAUGUUUGCCCCUGUGUCUAAAA
This is a messenger RNA of Hyalella azteca, 1850 nucleotides long. RefSeq names its product vang-like protein 2 (gene Vang). Bases 1 to 1719 code for a protein of 572 amino acids. The transcript is spliced from 10 exons. Gene Ontology annotation, cellular component: plasma membrane. Gene Ontology annotation, biological process: Wnt signaling pathway, planar cell polarity pathway; establishment of planar polarity; multicellular organism development. The record is from RefSeq and is a predicted model, not a curated record. Lineage: Eukaryota; Metazoa; Arthropoda; Malacostraca; Amphipoda; Hyalellidae.